UAGGAUAGAUACAUGUAUAAUUAAUUGAAACAUAUCUACAUACAGGGCACACAUUUCUAAUCAGUAAAAGUAAGUAUGGUAAUAAAGUUUUGAAAACUAUUGUUAAACACCGUACUUGUGCAACCUGUAAGUGGUGGAAACGCAAUAGACCUGGUCAAGUUGUUCGCCCACACAGAUGUGUAUGGAACCACAGUGGAUCAUCAAAGCUUAUGGAGGCAACCGCCGGAAUACAAGCAAUAAAAGAGAUGAUAUCAGAGGAUACUCCUGUAGAAGUGGUGGAGGGAGAUGGAAAUAAUACAGUAAUAUCCAGAAUACACAACGAACUUGGUGUACAGCUGAAGAAAAAACUUGACCGUAAUCAUUGUGUGAAGAACAUUGUAAAACAUCUGUAUGAACUUAGAAAUUCUAAAGAUGCCAAGAUCAGUAAUCAAGUUAUACAACAUUUAUCUAAGUGUAUUAAAUACAUUUUUGAGAAAAACCAAGGAAAUAUUUAGGGUAUGAAGGAAAAUUUGGAAGCUCUUGUACCACAACAGUUUGGUGACCAUAGUGUUUACCGAGAUUCUGUGGAUUUAUGAGGACACCAAACCAGACUUAUUCACACAGAAGCUUACCAUACAAGGCAACACUUAAGGACCCAAAUCUUAGGGAAAAGCUUGAAAAAAAUUUUGAGCCGGUAAUUGCAAAUGCUGAACUGUAUUCAGACGUAGGAUCCAGUCAAGCUUGUGAACAUGCUAACAGGGCUGUAAGUCUUAGAGCGCCAAAACAUCUGCAUUAUGGGGAUAGCGAGUCUCUAGAUUUUAGAGUUAAAGCUACUGCAGUUCGUGUGAAUGAAGGUCGCAAGUACUUGUCGGAGGUUCUUCUUGUUUGAAGUUUAUUGCUAAAAAUAAUCAAGUUCUGUUGCUGCAACUACCCAUUUUUACUGUCACUUCACCAGGCUACAUGAAGAAAUGCUAAUAGAAUUUGAACAGAAAGACAUAAUUUAUGCCGAUUUCAAUUAUUUUUUGGCAUUUAAGGAUCAUGGACUCUCUCCAGGAUACUUCACGGAGAAGUAUGCCAGUAAGAAAGAUAUGGAAAGACAGAAGAGGCAAGAAAGAGCAGCAUUACCACAGAGGAAACGUCGUAGACUGGAACUAAAACUGGAGAGAUUGACACAGAAAGGAGCAAACGAAGCAGCUGAGGGUGACACAUAUCAGUCAGAGGUGGGUAUGACUCCAAAUGUUGACAGAGAAAGUAUCCCAGAAGCUGUGCCAAAGCAAGGAUUUACCAAGGUGGAUAAUUUAGUUCACCUCCAAGUGAGCUAUGUUGUAAUAGACCUUGAAACUACUGGGCUUAUCCAUAGAGGAAUUAUCCCACACAUUACCCAGAUUGCUGCCCAGGACAUGGCUAGUGGGGAGAAGUUUUCCUGCUAUGUAAAGCCCCUCAUCCCGAUUACUGCCGAAGCGGAAAAAGUCACAGGGAUUUCUUGGACUGGGACGGAAAUGACUGUGAAGGGUUUACAUGUAGAUGUUAUUACAAUUAAAGAAGCCCUUACCAAAUUUUUUGAAUUUUUGAAAAAAUUUGACAGUGUUAUUUUGAUAGCUCACAAUGGCAGAGUAUUUGACUUUAGAGUUUUGUCAUAUGCUAUUAAUCAAGUAGGAUUUAGCGAUAUGUUUUUGAAAUGUGUAUUAGCUUUUGUCGAUUCACUUUCAAUGUUGCGCUCUAAAGUACCAAAGCUUAGUUCAUAUAAACAAGAGUACUUGGCAGAAUACUUCUGCAAAGAAUCGUAUAACUCACAUAACGCCACUGAUGAUGUAAAUAUGUUGGUAAAAAUUUUGUACCAGAGUGGCAUGACAAAGGCAGAGUUUGUCAAACAUUCCUAUUCAGCAAAUUGUAAUUUUUUGCAAGAGGUUUUUAAUGCCACAAAAUCAAGAAAUAUUGAUUCAUUGCAUUGUCUGAUAGCAGGUGGAGUACUGAAAACAGCAACUGCUGAAAACAUUGCUGGUUCAGGUUUGAAUGUACAUCAUUUGAAACUUAUAUGGCAAAGGGAUGGAGAGGAUGGUUUGUUGAAUGUAUUGUCGGCUAAGAACUGUAUAGAUAAACCAAGGGUUACCAAAGAUAAGCGAUUACUUGGGGAUAUAAUCCCUAAGCUCUGUUGUUAUUUUCAGAAAUAGUGUUUUUAUACUUUAUUUCAUUUUUGAUGUGUAAACCAUAUGCAGUUAUCUCAUAUCUCUGUUGAUCUGAUGCGCAGGAGAAUGCUCUUUAUAUGAACAAUGUCUAAAAUAAGGAAAGUUAUUGACAAACAAGUUGAUGAAACAAGAAUGUAAGCAUUUUCAUAAUUUUAUAAGCAUGUUCAAUAAUGAUGUGCAACAGAAUGAUAAUUUACAAUCCAUAACUGUCAUGGGCUUUGCCUUGUGUGCACUUGAUUAUGACAGUAUGUACAAUGCUAUGAUGUGUUUCUAAAUUGAAUAUAUGGAUCAUAUUAUUACAUGUUUAUUCUUAUGAUUAUUGUAUAAGCAUGUUAAAUAGCAAAGUGCAUUAGAAUGAUUAUUUUAUAAGCAUGUUCAACAGAAGUGCAAUAGAAUGAUUUACAAUCCAUAACUGUCAUGGGCUUUGCCUCGUGUGCACUUGAUUCUUACAAUCCUAUGAUGUGUUUGUAAAUUAUAUAUUUGGAUCAUAUUUUUGAAUAUACGUUUUGGGGUACAAUGACUCUUUUUGGAAAAAAGUAAAGUUGUUAUGACAAAUCUGUUCUGAAUUUUUGCAUGAGUAGAAAUAAGCAGCAGGUAAUAAUAUUUGUCUUUACACGUCUGGCAGUUUAUCCUUCAAAAAGACAGUUUUUUAUGGUAAAACUUACUAAAACUUAAAUUAUAUUCCAGAAUGUACUUGUAGCAAUGCAUUUGAUUUAUUGAGACUUUCAACAUCACAUUAUUUUUGGAGAACGCGGGCAUUCAAAUGAAUCAAACCUUUUUGCACUAAAAUUGACUUGUGAUUUUUUUUUUAACUUGAA
Saccostrea cuccullata (small rock oyster) is the source of this 2983-nucleotide messenger RNA. RefSeq lists its product as uncharacterized. Gene Ontology annotation, molecular function: nucleic acid binding; 3'-5'-DNA exonuclease activity. The coding region runs from base 948 to 2150 and encodes 400 amino acids. Lineage: Eukaryota; Metazoa; Mollusca; Bivalvia; Ostreida; Ostreidae. The transcript has 5 exons. The record is from RefSeq and is a predicted model, not a curated record. Gene Ontology annotation, biological process: DNA catabolic process. Gene Ontology annotation, cellular component: cytoplasm.